Molecule: messenger RNA, 2432 nt
Organism: Varanus komodoensis (Komodo dragon)
Lineage: Eukaryota; Metazoa; Chordata; Lepidosauria; Squamata; Varanidae
Gene: SQLE
Product: squalene epoxidase
Exons: 12
Coding region: 651-2369 (572 amino acids)
Biological process (GO): cholesterol metabolic process; sterol biosynthetic process
Cellular component (GO): membrane; endoplasmic reticulum
Molecular function (GO): flavin adenine dinucleotide binding; squalene monooxygenase activity
Source: RefSeq, a predicted model, not a curated record
GGAGCCGCGCACCUUCUCCCGCAGAGCGCGCAAGCGGCGGUCGUGCCAAGCUCGGGAAGAAGGUGGCAGGGAAAGGAGCCGGGGACGUCUGUGAGGAGGGCGAGGAUGAGGAACAGCCGCCGCCGCUGCUGAGCGCGCAGGUAAACGGAGCCCGAUGAAGAAAACACAAACCUGCAGCUUGAUUUAAAAGCUACAUUCCUGAUGGAUGUUGGCAUUUCACGCUUUUAAGCACAUGCAGAUGCACCAUCCUUCUUUCCCUUUGCUUGCACCUGCUGUUAUUGAAUGAAGAGUUAAGUGGCCCAUCAUGUGUAUUGGCACAAACCAGGAGCCUGUCACACCGAUGAGAAAAAAUCGAAUCUGUUCCAGAGAUACACGCUGACCUGAAUGUGCACAUUUUUCCUGGUACCUAAGUUGAGAAACUGCUUUUCGUUAUCCAGAAGAGUUUUGCAUUGAACAUUCUGCCAUUUGGGAAGUGCUUCUGCAUCACAUUGUAUUUUCUACUCUCCUCUUUGAAAAUGAGGGUUUUUGUAAUUUCUUAAAACAAUUUGUACAGGUUUCAUAUGAGUGCAAGAAAGCAGCUGUUCAGAAGACUUUAUCCAAAAUCAAGCCUGUGAAAACACCUGCUUGAGUUAACCCACCCUCUCUGCACAAUGUGGACUUUCCUGGGCAUUGCCUCUUUCAUUUAUGUCUAUAAGAAAUGUGGAGAUCUGCUGAGUUAUGCCAACAAGGAGGUACUGAUCUCCAUGCUGGUUUUCUUCUCUCUCGGUUUGCUGCUUUCCUAUCGCUACCGAUCAUGGGGACUCAAACAGCAGAAGCACAGGCAACCUCACUGUGGAGUGCUCUCCAAUUUCCUUGCUGCUGUGCCAUUCAUUGGUUUUUUCUGGUCAAAAUCCCAUGCUGGUUCCCCAGAGGCAGUGCACCCUAACUCCAGAAAGGACAGAAAGGAAAUCAGUAUCUCACCUGGGACCACAAAUGAGUCGGCCACAGCUUCAACAGUCCCUCCUCAGACUGAUCCAGAAGUUAUCAUUGUGGGGUCUGGUGUACUUGGCUCGGCUUUGGCAGCGGUACUGGCAAGGGAUGGAAGGAAAGUGACUGUAAUCGAGAGGGAUUUGAAAGAACCAGACCGGAUAGUUGGAGAACUGUUGCAACCCGGGGGCUACAAUGCUCUUAAAGAUUUAGGCCUGGAAGAGGCCGUAGAAGGGAUCGAUAGUCACACAAUUAAUGGCUAUAUAGUUCAUGACCUAGAAAGCAAAUCAGAAGUUGAAAUUCCUUACCCUACUGCGGCAAAUGGUCAGAUCCAGUGUGGCAGAGCGUUCCAUCAUGGGCGUUUCAUCAUGGGUCUCAGAAGGGCAGCCAUGGCAGAACCCAAUACAAAAUUCAUUGAAGGGACAGUAGUGCAAUUGCUUGAAGAAGAUGAAUGUGUAGUUGGAAUUUUGUACAAAGAUAAAGAAACAGGUGACACAAAGGAGCUCCACGCACCCCUCACCAUUGUUGCUGACGGCCUUUUUUCCAAGUUUAGGAAACAUCUUACCCCCAACAAAGUCAGAGUCCCAUCUCAUUUUGUAGGAUGCCUUUUGAAGGAUUCACCUCAAUUUAAAGCCAAUCAUGCCGAACUUGUUUUGGGGAACCCUAGUCCAAUACUUAUCUAUCAGAUUUCUUCCAAUGAAACCAGAGUUCUUGUUGACAUUCGAGGUGAAAUGCCAAAGAACCUUAAAGAAUACAUGAUUGAAAAGAUUCAUCCACAGCUACCAGAGCAUGUACAGGAGGCUUUCCUAAUAGCUAUACAGAAUGAUCGUUUGAGGACCAUGCCCGCAAGUUUCUUGCCUCCUUCUCCUGUUAACAAAUCUGGUGUUCUUCUCUUGGGAGAUGCUUACAACAUGAGGCACCCUCUCACAGGUGGGGGAAUGAGUGUUGUUUUGAAUGAUAUCAAGAUAUGGAGACACCUGUUGCAAACCAUUCCAGACCUGUAUGAGGACUCGGCUGUUCUGCAAGCAAAAAAGACAUUUUAUUGGACAAGAAGAAGUUCCCAUUCCUUUGUUGUGAAUGUUCUUGCUCAAGCACUGUAUGAAUUAUUUGCUGCAACAGACGAUUCUCUACAUCAGCUAAGAAAAGCCUGUUUCCUUUACUUCAAGCUUGGUGGCAUAUGUGUAUCUGGCCCAGUAGGAUUACUUUCUGUCCUUUCACCGAACCCUGGUACACUGAUUGGCCACUUCUUUGCCGUUGCAUUCUACGCUGUUUAUUUCUGCUUCAAGUCGGAAUCUUGGAUCACCAAGCCACGGGCAAUUUUCAGCAGCAUUGCUGUGUUAUACCGGGCUUGCUCCGUCCUAUUUCCACUCAUAUACUCUGAAAUAAAGUACCUCAUCUAUUAAAUUCAUGGAGACAAAUCUGCGGUGUGAGGAAGUACUCCUUACUCACCCCACUUUGUGGAUAUA